Messenger RNA from Sinocyclocheilus grahami, 1598 nucleotides. Its product is annotated as protein FAM222A-like. The transcript is spliced from 3 exons. Lineage: Eukaryota; Metazoa; Chordata; Actinopteri; Cypriniformes; Cyprinidae. The coding region runs from base 337 to 1347 and encodes 336 amino acids. The record is from RefSeq and is a predicted model, not a curated record.
AGAUGAGGAGACACCGAGGAGAGUUUCGGCUCGUCUGAUAUCACUCACAAACUCACUUCAGAAACCGCAAAACUUUCUGCGUUCGAGCUUUUUUUGCUUCAUUUAUCAGCUGUAUUUGAUCUUCAGCCGAUGACUGGCGUGUCUCGGCUCGCGGAUGAAGCAGAAGCAGAAGCAGGUGUGUUUAUCAGCUCCGUCAGAACAUGAGCUUCAGAGCCGCUGGAGCUGUCACCCGCGGACGGACUCAUGAGCGCUGCAUUCUGCUGCCAUCAGAUGGUUUUCAAGCUUCAGUUCAUGAUCCCUGAAGGCUUCAGCGACCCGUAGAGCUCAAACUGCACCAUGCUGGCGUGUCUGCAGAGACAGAACCAACCGGCCCAACACCAACACCAACACCUGACGUGUGCCGCGAAGAGCCUGGACGCGCCGCUCAAUCGCAGGAGUGAGGUGAUCUCUACGCGCUACCCAUCCACAGCCGAACUGGACUCCUAUGCACAAAGAACUGCCGAUAGCCCCCUUUCAAUCAAGAUCUUCCCCUCCAACAUCAGGGUCCCGCAGCACAAGCAAAUCAGCAGGACUGUCAACGGCUUGGACACCGCCGGCCAGGGCUUGGGCCCGUACUCGCACCCCUCCCAAGGCUUGCUGGCGAUCAUCAAGACUUCCUCCAAAGGUGUGUUGAAGAGUGCCGAUGGAAAACGAGCCAAGCUUUCCCCUAUCCAGAUGGCGGUGGCUCCGUACGCACCACCCAGCGGCAGCAGACACCGGCAGAGGCCGUAUAGCGUUGUGUCCCACGGCGUCGUCCAUCACAUGAGCCAUGCGUCCAACGUUCAAUCCACUCCUUCAUUCUUGGACACGAGUUUCGCCCAGAGUGCUCUGGCAUAUUCCGGAGCUGUGCUGCCUACUCAAAGCGCGGACUACUGGGCGCAGCGGCACUAUCCACACAUGUACGGGAGCGGGAGCGGAGCCGUCGUCAGCCGCUCGCCAGAGGCCUCCUACAGAUCACACCCUCCCAGUCUAACCAUUCUAGACAAGGUCCCGUCAUCCCCUGCCAUGCAUGGCGACUUCUCGGUCAGCCAGUUCUUCGCUCCUGCUUGGAAUAGCGUGCUUGCCACACCGGAUAGCGACUGUUACAGCCUUCAGGAUCUGCCUGCCGGCUCCACCAUGGCCCCGCGCCUCCAUCCGCACACCCAGCAGCCUGCGCCGUACCUGUGCUGCGGGCCGCAGGGGAAGAGCCUCAGCAGCAGCCUGCAGUCUCUGGAGUGCCUCAUCAGCGAGAUCCACCCGCCCUGCAUCAAGGAGCGCAUGCUGGGACGAGGGUACGACCCGCACCUUCAGCAGCCGGUGUUGAGAUAGAACACUUAUACUGGCUGAGCUGAAAGCGCCAGGGAGUAGGGUUGUGUGGGUCACAGGUUUAAAGGGUAAUGGUAAUCCACACUGACCGGAAGAGACACUGGAUCCUUUCCCAUCAUUAAUGGGUACUGUGUUCAUCAAGCUAGCGUCGGUGUGUGUUUACAGACGGUUUGAAGAGAUCUAGAGCUUUUCUAAGGCCUCUGGAAGAGUAUUUCCUAUCAUACACCGCCGUUCAAAAGUUUGGGGUUGUAAUG